CUCCGUGCCACAGCUGACAGUACUGUUACUUCCACUGUCAUAUUUUUGUGUUUGCAAAAAUUAGUUUCUUUGUGAGACCAUCCCUCAUGUUGGUUCAGCCGGUUUGCCAUGUUCAUGUAGCGUAAGAUGUUCACCCAGACGUGUCCAGUGCUGACUGAAUGCAGAGAAAAGCACGCUAGAAAGCAGGCAUUACUUAUAGGGAGCGAUCGUACACAGUCUCAACAGGUCCAUUUUGUACCCGGUAAAACAGUGGAGGGUGAGUCAGAUUUACCGCUAGAAGAGCUGCCCUUACGGGGCGAGCAAGGAUUUCAGGUAAGUUCCAUGCCAGGAAGUCAGACAGGAGGCACUGCUGAAAUGGUGAGCCAGAAGUUACGAAUAUCCCAGUCAGCAAUCAUAGGAAUGCUUCGAACCGUCCGGGAACCAAUCGUGGACUACCAAGAAAAUAGGGGACUUUCUAGAACUGAACAAAUCUCCUUCGUGACGCUCAUAACCUCACUAUGCACGCACGCGUACACCGCGGCCAUCACUAUUCUAGUGAUGCUAUGGAACCUGGCGCCCCUAUUGGACGGAUUCGUUUACUUCGCUAGGUUUAUGUUGGAUAGACUGAUAGACAUUUUCGAAACCGAAGACCCAAAAGACAAAAUUGUGAAGAGUAUCGUAUUUCUGGCUGAGAUCGUAAUAGUGAUGUUCAUCAUAUUCCUGAUAAUGGGCCUCAUUUUCAUGCCCGUGUACGUUUUGACAGCAAGAAUCAUUGGGAAGGUUUGGGGGAUGGUCGCUUGGUGACAAGGCACUUAUGUAUAGUUUGUUUUAUAAUGUCUAGGAAAUAUAUGUAUAUACAAUGAAA
Messenger RNA from Acanthoscelides obtectus, 844 nucleotides. The record is from the annotation of a GenBank genome assembly. NCBI's taxonomy places the organism in Eukaryota, Metazoa, Arthropoda, Insecta, Coleoptera, Chrysomelidae.